Messenger RNA from Bubalus bubalis (water buffalo), 4345 nucleotides. RefSeq names its product olfactory receptor 5M9. The record is from RefSeq and is a predicted model, not a curated record. Gene Ontology annotation, cellular component: membrane. Gene Ontology annotation, molecular function: G protein-coupled receptor activity; odorant binding; olfactory receptor activity. The transcript has 3 exons. Gene Ontology annotation, biological process: sensory perception of smell; G protein-coupled receptor signaling pathway. NCBI's taxonomy places the organism in Eukaryota, Metazoa, Chordata, Mammalia, Artiodactyla, Bovidae. Bases 465 to 1397 code for a protein of 310 amino acids.
AUCUCUGUCCUUCAUGUACUAUACAUUGUUUUCUGUGGUCUAGUCAAAAAGCCAUGUACACUUGCCUGCCCUUUGAAGACCAUUUUAAAGAAUUCUUCUAAGACAACUGAUAAGAAGAUAUCUUCUGGACUUCCCUGGUGGCUCAGUGGAUAAGAAUAUGCCUACCAAUGUAGGGGACAUAAGUUCAAUCCCUGGUUGGAGGGAGAUUCCACACGCCAUGGAGCAGCUAAGCCCGAGAGCCACGACUACUGAGCCUGUGCUCUAGAACCUGUAAGCCACGACCAUUGAAGUCUGCUCACCUAGAGUCAGUGCUCCACAACAGGAGAAGCCCUGCAGUGAGGAGCCCACACACCCCAACCAAGAGGCGCCCAACAACAGCCAAAAAUAAACAAAUGCAUUUAAAAAAAGGAUAUCUUCCAAGUCAUAGGGAAAUGAGCAAUGCAGACUGGGUCUAAGUGAAGGCAAUGCCAAAUUUCACAGAUGUGACAGAAUUUGUUCUUCUGGGGUUGACCAGUCAUCAGGAACUUCAAGUUCUCUUUUUUGUGGUGUUUCUAGUAGUUUACAUGAUCACUCUGAUAGGGAACAUUGGUAUGAUUAUUUUGAUCAGCAUCAGCUUCCAGCUUCAGAGCUCCAUGUACUUUUUCUUGAGUCAUUUGUCUUUUGUGGAUGUGUGGUUCUCUUCCAAGGUCACUCUGAAGAUGCUGGAAAACUUACUAUCAGGGACAAAAACCAUUUCCUAUGUGGGGUGUUUGGUGCAGUGUUACUUCUUCACAGGCCUUGUCCACGUGGAAGUAUGUAUCUUGGCUGUGAUGGCCUUUGAUCGCUACAUGGCCAUCUGCAGCCCUCUGCUUUAUGGCAGUGAAAUGUCCAGGACUGUCUGUGCUCGUCUCAUCUCUGUGACAUACAUCUGUGGGUUCUCUGUUAGCCUAAUCUGCACACUGUGGACAUAUGGCCUGUACUUCUGUGGAAACUUUGAAAUCAACCACUUCUAUUGUGCUGACCGUGCUCUUAUCAAGAUUGCCUGUGGAGGGGUCCACAGUAAAGAAUGCACCAUGAUUGUUAUUGCUGGGAUGAAUUUCACAUAUUCCCUCUCAGUGGUUCUCAUGUCCUAUACCCUCAUCAUAGCGGCCGUGCUGCGCAUGCGCUCUGCCGAUGGCAGGAGGAAGGCAUUCUCCGCGUGUGGGUCCCACCUGACAGCUGUUGCCGUGUUUUAUGGGGCUCUCCUCUUCAUGUAUCUCAGGAGGCCCACUGAAGAGUCUGUGGAGCGGGGGAAGAUGGUGGCCGUGUUUUACCCCACAGUGAUUCCCAUGCUGAGUCCCAUGAUCUACAGUUUGAGGAACGAAGAUGUGAAAGAGGCGGUCAACAAAGCAAACGUCAAGGCAAGCUUGAGGCAGUGAACCUGCAGUACAUAAUUCCGGGUAUGCCGCUUCCUGUUAUAAAUGUCCAGGCAUAUAAAUAACCCUGUUUAAAAUAGACUGUAUACAGGCAACACAAAUAUACUAAGAGGUCCAGUCUAACACAGUGAUGGUUUACCCCAUGAACGGACUCUCAGGACUAAGCCUCCUUUAUCUACAUAUGCAAACAUUCUAACCCUGACCUAUUACUGUGAGUCCCAGUGUAUGUGAAACUGUGCUAAGUGUGGUGAUCGGAUAACUCAUAAACACAUUUGGAUAAGCACACGUUAAACUGGAGUUAUCUUUGUAAGACUUGAAUAUGCUUUCUUAGGAUAUUUUCUAUAUAUAAUUGCUUUUCACUUGUUUUAUAAGUAAUAUAUAAUUUCAUGAGAAAAAAUUAAGACUUCAUCACUUUUCCAUGAAUAUAAACGUUGCUGGAUCCUCAUUUACCAAAAAAGCUUUCAAUAACAUUCAUACAUGCAUGGACUCUUGAAAACAAACAUGUAUUCAGAAUCUUCAACUAGUGUCAUGAAUCAAUCAGAAGGUUAACUCUCAGUAUGUAUUGCUCUAUAAUUAACAGUAUUUGUAUUUCAAACAAUCUGUUGACUCACCGUAAUUGUACUCUUUGGUUUGGAUUUUGUCUAGUUGUUUUUCUCUUCAUUAAUUUAAAUAGGUGAAAAAUUUCUGAGUAAAGCCUAUUAUGUCCUUCUCAUAGUUUAAAAAAAUGAAGCAAUAUGGAUUUUUGUCAUUUAAAAUCUAACUUUUGAUCAGAAGAAUGUCCUGUUAAACAUUUCAUUGCUAUGAUGAAGGUAUUGUUUGAUUCCAAAGUCUUGUCACUAACAUUACAUUCUUAGGUCUGUAUUUAGCUCCUUAAGUCUGAUUACACAUUUACAAUUCAAUUUAUGUUGAUUGGUGUCCACUUAAUCUACCUUCAUUCUUAAUAUAAGUGGAAUGCAUUUUUUGUCCUUGUUGACUCUUGCUAAUAAUACCAGCAUAAAAGCAAAUCGGAAGCAGAAGCAAUUUCUCAUGAAUGAGUUUAUUCUUGUUUAAGGGCUAAUCCAGUUAAGAGGGGUGCACAACUGAACGUGUGGAGAAAGACUCUGAGAAGUAACAGUUACUUGUGGUAGUAUCACGGGAAAGAUGGAUUCAUUUAAGCACAGAAAGUAUUGUUACUCAGGCUAAUUUACUAAUUGCCCACAAGCCACAUUCCCUCAGAUUGGUUCUGAGAAAAAGCAGAUGGUGGGAGGAGAGUUCUUUUUCAUAACUUUAGGUUCUAAGUAGGAAGAAAAAGUACUAUUUGAUUAGUAUUGGAAACUACAUUAACAAAGGUUUUUUUUUUUUUAAAUGUUUUUAAAUCACCCAAGUUUACUUCUAACAAGUUGGCGUCAAGUAUGAAAUGAUAGGCUGCUCAAGAAACAAUCGUACGGACAGAGAUCAUUAUAACUUGACCCUUUAAAAUCACAUUUUCUGUGAUCCUUAUGGCAGACAUAUUCCUCAGUGUCCACUAUUUUAUGUUUUAUUUUAUAAGUAAAACCUUUGUCAUCCAGCUGCUCACCACGUCCCAUUGCCCCCGUCAGUGGGAGACAGAAUGCUUCAAGUCUUGGCAAUGAGCCAUCCGUAGAAAGUGGUGCCUGAAACCUAAAGAUCACCUUCUCUAUGUUAAAGCCAUUAGAUACGGACUGUAUUCUCUUCCUUCCCACUUGAAAAUGUUGCCACUGAAAUGAUCACUUUUUACACAAAGAUGGAAACCACAUAUUGAGGGUCUAAUUGCCUUUCCCAAACCCCUUAACUCAUACUGCUGCCUGAGAAAGGAGUAAAUUACUUUAUUAAGUCACUGCAUCUUGGGAGUUCACUUAGCUAUAGUGCUAUAUUUGCUCUUAUAAUACUUUCCAUAAAUGUAUCCUUGGCACUUCACCUCUGCAUCUUACCACUCAGUAGGAUGAUUUUUACCUGAGAAUGAUCAAGUUUCUUUGAAACUAUUCUGGUAUUGAGAGAAGGGCAUCUUGUCUUCUGUCUUAACCAGAAGGAGAAAAACUCAAGGUUCUGAUCUAUAUUAGAUAUUAGGUUAUAUAUCUCUUUGUCCUAAGUACUUGAUGAGUCCUUGGGCUUGUUAUGACCUUUAAGAGUCCAGUUGUCACAUUAACUGGUUUUGGAUCCCUUUUGACCCGUCAUCUAGGCCAUUUCGCCAGCCUUUUUAGGUAUUUACAAGUAUCUUUCUUAAGCUUAGGAAAUCUCAGCUAUUUUUUGUCUGCACUGUGCUUGCAGGUGUAGAUAAGGUGUGUUUUCACCAUACAUUUGAGUCAGCACAUCUUUAACUGUCCUUACUUAUUAGUGGGGCUUCCCCAAUGGCUCAGCAGCAAAGAAUCAUCUGCAAGGCAAGAGACAUGAUUUCAAUCCCUGGGGGAACAUCCCCUGGAGAAGGAAAUGGCAACCUACUCCAGUAUUCUUGCCUGGAAAACCCCGUGGACAGAGGAGCCUGGCGGGUUACAGUCCAUAGGGUCACACAGAGUCGAAGACAACUGAGCAUGCACACACUUACACGCACUUAUUCUGAGUGAAAUUGUUCCCCCAAAAGAUGUGUUAAAUUCCUAACCUGAAGAACUUCAGAGUUUGGUUAUAGGAUAUUAUUUGGAUGUAGGGUUGUUGAAGAUGCAAUUGUUAAUAUGAAGUCAUACUGAAGUACGGUGGACUGUUAAUCCAGUGUGAGUGAUGUCCUUACAAGAAUGAAGGAAUUUGGACACAGAUGUAGAGGGAAGAUGACCAUGAGAAGACAGCAGAGACUGGAAAGAUGCUUACAAGACAAGGAAUGCCUGGGACCAUGAGCAGCUGGAAAAAGCAAGGAAGGAACCUCCCCUAGAGCUUCAUAGAGAGCCUGGUUCCGCCAAUACCUUGACUUCAGACUUGUAGGCUCCAGAACUGUGAGAAAAUAAAUUUUUGUUGUUCUAAGUCAA